Mangifera indica (mango) is the source of this 828-nucleotide messenger RNA. RefSeq names its product polyadenylate-binding protein 7-like. The record is from RefSeq and is a predicted model, not a curated record. The transcript is spliced from 4 exons. NCBI's taxonomy places the organism in Eukaryota, Viridiplantae, Streptophyta, Magnoliopsida, Sapindales, Anacardiaceae. Gene Ontology annotation, molecular function: mRNA binding. Gene Ontology annotation, cellular component: cytosol. The coding region runs from base 1 to 828 and encodes 275 amino acids.
AUGAAAUUACAUGAGCUAUUUGUUGAGCAUGGAACUAUACUUUCGUGUAAAGUGGCUGUAUCUGAAGCUGGAGACAGUAAGGGAUACGGUUUUGUACAAUAUGCUGAAGAGGAAUCUGCAAAAAUCGCCAUUGAAAAGCUUAAUGGCAAAACAAUCGAAGGGAAACAACUUUAUGUUGCUCAAUUCAUCAGAAGAAUCAAUCAAAAUGCAUCGUUCACUAAUUUAUAUGUGAAGAAUUUGGAAUAUAACGUAAGUGAGGAAGUUCUAGCAGAGAAGUUUUCUGAAUUCGGAAAGAUAACCAGCCUUUUUAUCUCAAAAGAUGAAAGUGGGGUCUCGAGGGGUUUCGGGUUUGUCAACUUUGAAAGUGCAGAAGAUGCCAUGAAAACAAAAGAGAGCAUGCAUGGAAAACAGAUUGGAUCAAAGACUUUAUAUGUUGCCAAAGCUCAAAAGAGGGCUGAGCGUAGACGAAUGUUACAGCUUCAAUACAAAGAGAGUUCCCAAAAGGUAUUGAUUUUGUUUGCAGGAGUUCCGUUCCAUGGGAAGCCAUUGUAUGUGGCAAAGGCUCAAAGUAAAGUAGAAAGAAAAAUGUAUUUACAGCAAGUAUAUGCAGGGCAACGAAUGUCAGCACUUCCUCUCAUCUCCUCUUUUACUGGAUUUAACAAUCAAUGUUUCACGGUCGACCACCGCUGCCACUACUACCCACCCGUACGAGUUUACCCACCCCAACCCCCAAACUUCACCGGGUGGAGAUCACCUCGUGGAUUUGUUCCAUUGAUGGGCCACAAUCAACCUCCUCAAUGUUGCAGGUUCCCAGUUGUACUAGAAUGA